AUGGCGGAGGUACAGCCAGCAGGACCACUGGCCGAGGAGGUGGUAGUAGGAGCACCGUUAGGCGAGGAGAUCCAAAGGCACGCAGAAGAAGAAGCGAAUGCCGCCCAAGCCGACCACUUGGAACAAGAAGAAGACGUGAGUGCUGCCUUCUUGUUGCGACGCAUCUUGGGCCCCACAGAUCCCCGUCGCAUGGAGUUAUCCAAGGAAGAACGAGAUUGGGCGUUGGAUAUCAAGGAUGCGGUUCAAGAAACGGCCGAGUUGAACGCCCUCACAGAUUUCCAAUACGCGCAAAUGGCGAUUAUUCAUCAAGAUGAUAUUGGCGCUGCCCUGGAAGCCGCCGAAGUGUUGCAGGAAACGAGAAAAGACUACGACAUUCUAGAGACUGUUCCCGAUGCCCAAAAGAGAAUUGAAACAUUGCUUCAACUGUCACCGGGCAUGAAUGUAUCCUUCUCCUUUUCCCACGACGAUGGAUGCUACGUGUGUGUCUUUGACUAUGCCAAGCUGGACGUGCAAAAGUUGAACAUUGCCGACAAUGCCCGCAAUUCUGUUGCCGGAGGAUAUUAUCAAUUGCAAAGUUUUUCACCCGACUUGGAUUCCGUUCGCAAGGGAUCCAUUUGGUUGGUCGAAUGCGACGGAUACCAUUGGAUACCCCAACGGGGAGAUUUGAAAUUCUCACGAGAAUAUUGGACUGUCCUCGGGGGUGUCUACCCCUUUCGACUACAAGCCUACAAGUGCUUUCAUACACCCGUACUCUUCAAUGUUAUCAAAUCCAUGAUACGCCCUUGGGUGCCUAAAGAUAUAUACGGCAUUAUUCAAUUGGGAUGUCGAUCACCGGGACGACUCGACUCCUUUUACAUGAUACCCACUGGAGAGGCGGCCAAUCAACGCUAUCUCAAGCGCAUCCUCGAAGCACUGCAACGACGAUACGAGAACGAACGAAACUUUCGAUUGUGA
This is a messenger RNA of Seminavis robusta, 954 nucleotides long. The record is from the annotation of a GenBank genome assembly. NCBI's taxonomy places the organism in Eukaryota, Bacillariophyta, Bacillariophyceae, Naviculales, Naviculaceae.